CGUAGUGGGCGGGGCCGGAAGUGCCGCUCCCUGGUGGGGGCUGUUCAUGGCGGUUCCGGGGUCUCCAACAUUUUUCCCGGUUGUGGUUUUAAAUCCGUCUAAAACGGAGGCAGCGGAGCUGGAGGUUCUUGCUGGUGUGAAAUGACUGAGUACAAACUGGUGGUGGUUGGAGCAGGUGGUGUUGGGAAAAGCGCACUGACAAUUCAGCUAAUCCAGAACCACUUUGUAGAUGAAUAUGAUCCCACCAUAGAGGAUUCUUACCGAAAACAGGUGGUUAUAGAUGGUGAAACCUGUCUGUUGGACAUACUGGAUACAGCUGGACAAGAGGAGUACAGUGCCAUGAGAGACCAAUACAUGAGGACAGGCGAAGGCUUCCUCUGUGUAUUUGCCAUCAAUAAUAGCAAGUCAUUUGCAGAUAUUAACCUCUACAGGGAGCAAAUUAAGCGAGUAAAAGAUUCAGAUGAUGUACCUAUGGUGCUGGUAGGAAACAAGUGUGAUUUGCCAACAAGGACAGUUGACACAAAGCAAGCCCACGAACUGGCCAAGAGUUACGGCAUUCCAUUUAUUGAAACCUCAGCCAAGACCAGACAGGGUGUCGAAGAUGCCUUUUACACACUGGUAAGAGAAAUACGCCAGUACCGAAUGAAAAAACUCAAUAGCAGUGAUGAUGGGACUCAAGGUUGUAUGGGGUUGCCAUGUGUGGUGAUGUAACAAGAUACUUUUUAAGUUCUGUCAUCAGAAAAGAGCCACUUUCAAGUUGCACUGACACCCUGGUCCUGACUUCCCUGGAGGAGUAUUCCUGUUGCUAUCUUCAGUCUUACAAAGAAGCUCCUGCUACUUCCCCACCUCUCAGUAGAUCAGUACAAUAUUCUCUAGUUGAGACGUUCUCAGAACAACUACCUCCUCACUUGGUUGUCUGACCAGAGAAAUGCCCCUCUUGUUACUCUUUGGUAUUUUUCUGCCCUUGGUUCUCCCUAACACACAAACACACCUCCGCUACCCCAGAUUUCUCAUCAGAAAAGCAAUUUGUGCUCUGAAACAGAGAACCAAACUAUAGACAUGAAAUUCUGUUGAAAACAGUGUCUUGAGCUCUAAAGUAGCAACUGCUGGGUUUUUAUUGUUUGUUUGUUUUUUAUUUUUUAUUUCAUUUUACUGUCAAACUUAGUUUGGAGAAAUAUCAUAAAUUGCUGUUUUGCCAAGAAUAUAGUAAAUGUUGCUGUUUGGUUUGUUUGUAAUGUUAUCAGUUAUAUUCUAUAAACUGGCAUCUGCUCUGUGUUCAUAAAUACAAAAGUGAAUACCGACUUGGGAGUCCAUCCUAGUCUUCUCAACUUCCAUGUAAUUAAAUCCAACUUUCACAACAAAGUGCCUUUUUCCUAGAAGGGGUUUGAAGACUUCCUUUACAAUACUUCAGUGGAAUUGAUUUCUCAAAAAUUGUUUUGCACGAAAAUGAAUGUCUGAGCUGCACCUAUGACUUGACCUCCCUUGAGGGAGAGCCACACCCGCGGGAGAGCGGGUGCCUGUGCGUAUAUGUAGAAUUUGGUUUCCCAGAGGCCUGAGGGGACUUUCCUAACAGAAAGAAGGAAAACAUGAAUAAUUUUACUUAAUGUUUACCUAGUAAUCUCCACUUUUUUGUAGGUUACUACCUAUAAAAUAUAUGUAAUUUGUUCAUUAGAUAAACUCCUUCAUACUCAAAUUUGUGUUAUAAUAGAAAGCUCUACAUUUGCAGGAGUUCAGAUAAUUAUAAAAAUUUGGUGUGGUAUUGUCAGCUCUGAUGAAUGAUUUUCAAACCUCAAAUACAGCGUAUGAACAGACAAAUUGCCUUUUCCCUCUGCAUCUUGAUAUCUCAGUGGUACAGGUUAUUGGCUUCAGUCCGUUCUUGUCCGCUGUCAACCCCUGACCCCACAGCAGGAGGGGCUUGGUUAUUUCAGUUGAAUAAAGCAUGGUGCUGAUGGACCAGGGUCACAGUUUCAAAACUUGAACCAGCCAGUUAGCAUCAGAGAGAAAUUUUUCCACAUUUUCUCAUAGCACCAGUAACUUAAGCUAAUAACUUUGCUAGGUGCUUGCUGUUAGCUCUAAAGAAAGAAGAAGUCAGUUAGCACAAGCCCUUUACCAUGACUGGAAAAACUUGCUAUCCCAAGGAGGGUCAGCUCAGACCCUUUUUGUUAGCCACAUGGGAACUCUUAAGCCAAUAUUUUUCUCUCUCUCUCUUCUCUUUUUUUUUUUUGAGAAAAAUGUUUUAAGUUAGCUUUAUUAUAAUGUUCUUUGGAAGGUUUAAAACUAACUGGAUGAGUUUGUUCAAAGCAAGAAGUAGCCUUUGGAUUGGAAUUGCUAUUUGAGACAAGAAUAGAAAAUAAAAUUAAUUGAUAAUGAUGAGGUGUUUAGAAGCUCAGCAUUUCCAUUGCAGAUAAUACUCUGAUAAUUCUGAUGCAAAACAGACUUGGAUAACUUGUGAUAAAAGACCAGUUGCAAAAUUGCCACUUUCUGUUUUGGUUUUCUAAUGUGUAAAUACAUAUGUCUUCCAUCUUCUAAUAUGAAUUUUCAUUUAUUAAGAAUUUGAAAUGAAUUCAGAAGAGGGAAAGAAACACAUACUGUGUCCCGAGUGCAGUGAGCCCAGAGAGUAGUGCUCCUCAGUGUGAUUCUGGGAGCUUUCACAGCACUGUCAGCAUCUAGGAACGGAAACUUGGCUAUUCUGUUUCUGCUUUUUUAGGAGCAAUGAUUGCUCUGUAAUUUUCCUGAGGCUAGGUUGAGGCUUCUCACCUCACACGUUCUUGUUCAUGUGUCUAUGACCAGCAGUGUGAGUCUUUUUCUAAAAGGUCUAUUUAAUUUAAUGUCUAAUUAGCAAGAAAGAAAGUUCCUCAUCUUGGGCUCUCCUGCCAAUAGCCCUUGUAUGUUAUGUACCUUACAGUUUCCUUAAGUAUGUUCUAAGCACAGAAGUAUCUAACUGGGACUAAAAUUCAGACUUGAAAAUGUUCUUUUAAUCACUUAAGAAGUUACACUUAGGUAUGAGUUUUGGCACAAUAAAGCGACAAAGUUACAGUUAAAAGCUCAAUAACUUCAGCUUGGUAUAAAAUGUGGCUUUUAGAAUAUGUUUGUGAUAGUUGAAAAUAAUUCUAGUUUACCUCAAAAUCUGAAAGUCUCUUUCCCGAAGUUAAGUGCCUGGCCAGCUGUCAUAAAUUACGUAUUCCUUUAUCUUUGUUAUUGUUGUUUUUAAACAUUGCACGUUCGAGAGUGUGAAAAUAAGAUGUUCUGUCUAAAGACAGAACUAGUAUAAUGAAUGUGGUAAAUGCUGUAUUUUCUCCAACAGCUUACUAUAGAAUGUUACUUGGUAAUACAACAUCAUACUUAUUACAGUUUUACUUUAGGAAUAUAAUAGAUAAAAUUAACCUCAGUUCAUUGAGUGGACCCCAUGUUUAGUCUCUCAACGUCCUUUAAACUGCUGUGAAUUUUUUGUCAUGACUUGAAAGCAAGGCUAGAGAAACACUUUCAAAAGAUAUUUUGGGUUUUUUUCCCCAUUCCAGAAUUUGUGGGCAUAAUCGUAUUUUGCUUUGUAUUUACAGUCAUGAACUCAAGCUGGCAGCUACAACCAAGAACCAAAAAAUGGUGCAUUCUGUUUCUUAUAAUUCAUCUCAUAAUAAAUUAUAAGAAUCAAGGAUAAUUAACUAGGGAAAAUAUUCUAUUUGGAUAGUUUCUUUAAACAAGGGACUAUAGUUCUUGUACGUUAUUUUCAUCUUUGCUGUUUCUUCAAGCAGUCUAAUGUGCCACAAAAUUAUUUUAAGGUGUGUGUUUUCUAUAAGAAUUAUUUUAAAAGUAUUCUCAUUAUCAGAGUGGUUGUUACUAUAUUUCAGAAUAUAAAAUGACUUUUAAAAGCCUGAGUACUGGAGUACCAAACUAAGAUGCAAUUGUAUGAACUCUACUCUGGAGGGAGGAGAGGGGCGAGUGUUAGUGGAAGUUGUAUAACUUGUAUUUCAGCGCCAUCAAAUAUAGGUUAAAACAUCAAUUAUGCAAGUCUGCUGUUCAAAUGGGAACUAUUGGCCUCCUUGGCCCUAAAUGAAAGGGCUGAUAUUGUAAGUUGGUUAUUUUAUUGUAAAUUAAUCCAUCCUAAUUUUUUAAAAUUUGGUUGAAUGUUUUUCUUGUUAAAUAAUGUUUAAAAAUAAAAACUGGAAGUUCCUGGCUUAGUCA
This is a messenger RNA of Nycticebus coucang (slow loris), 4179 nucleotides long. It is a transcript of the gene NRAS, whose product is annotated as NRAS proto-oncogene, GTPase. The transcript has 7 exons. Gene Ontology annotation, biological process: Ras protein signal transduction. Lineage: Eukaryota; Metazoa; Chordata; Mammalia; Primates; Lorisidae. The record is from RefSeq and is a predicted model, not a curated record. The coding region runs from base 142 to 711 and encodes 189 amino acids. Gene Ontology annotation, molecular function: GTP binding; GDP binding; GTPase activity. Gene Ontology annotation, cellular component: plasma membrane.